Messenger RNA from Oryza sativa Japonica Group (Japanese rice), 1402 nucleotides. NCBI's taxonomy places the organism in Eukaryota, Viridiplantae, Streptophyta, Magnoliopsida, Poales, Poaceae. The record is from RefSeq and is a predicted model, not a curated record.
UCCGCGAGACCUCCCAGAGAGAUAGACCUUGCGCUUUGCUCUCCCAUGGCGUCGCGUCCGAGGCUUUGAACCCUAGCGCACCAAUGGCGACGGCGACGGCGACGGCGGCUGCGGCCGCCCCGGCGGCGGUGCCCGCGCUGGUGUCCCCCUUGUCCCGCCGCGCCUUCUUCCCGCUCCCUCGUCGCGCCGGCCCCAAAUCGCUUCGGGUCUUCGCGUCGGCGGCGAGGCGACGUGGGUUGGUCGUGGUGGCGGCGGAUGCGGCAGCGGCGGCAGGUGGCGCGGAGUUCAGCGACGAGGAGAACCCCUACGAGAUUCUGGGUAUUACCCCGCUUGAUAGCUUCGACCACAUGAAGCUGGCCUACAAGAGGAAGCACAAGGAAGCGGACGAGAAUGGAGAUCAGUACUACCUGUCAAAGUUGGAGAAGGCAUACGACACUGUGAUGAUGCAGCAGCUGCAGUAUAGGAAGAAAGGAGUAACAUAUGGUUCUGUUCAGGUGUCGAAGGAUAUCAAGUAUGCUGAUGACCAGCCAAUUGUUCCUUGGGGACCUAGAUCCUCCAAAUCAACAGUAAAGGACAUGCGCAUCAAUUUAGGAAUAUCAGCAGCCAUUGUUGUUUGGAUAGCUAUCAUGGGCAAUGCGGACUGGAAGCCAUUGCAGUUCCUAUGUUUUGCUUUCUUCUACAGAAUACUUCAAAAGCUAAGGGCUACUGAACCACCAAUAACGCCAAUAUAUAAUGAGUAUGGUGAGGUUGAAGGACGUGGAAUACGAAUGGCAAAACGAGUAGUCCGUGCUUUGGGUUUGAUAUUUGGAUGUGUAUUUGCCGCGUCAUUGGGUUAUACAGCAGCUGUUAACGUGAUUGAGUUUUCAUGGCAGUAUACUCCACGCAUUGUUUAUUACUAUCAGGAGUUGAUUGUUACAGCAGCUACCGCUGCUCUGCUGUACAUCACAGCCUCAUACUACCGGUAAACAGACAGUGGAAUUACAGUCUGGCUAAGAGAACCAUGAGAUGUUAGGAUAUGAGCUGAGAUUCGGUGAGUGGCACACUUGUGGACUGGUGUUACCUCAGGCAUUAAUGGAGAGUCAAGAGUUCACAAAUUUUGAAGUAUAAUUGGGCCGGCUUUUGAGUUAGAUACUGUUGAAUAUGCGCUUGUAUUGCACAGUUGUGAACCUCCUCACUGGGCGUAAGGCGUCGGCUGAUGAAAAAAAAAUAGUGUGCAUAUUUUAACAGAAAUGUAAUGUAUGAGAUUAUAUCAGAUUCUGGUAUUUUCCUUCCCUUUUUUUUUCCUUUUGAGGGUGAGAGAUUCUGAUUCUUGUUAAAAACUUGACGAGUAGCCCAACAAAAUAACUUGACAAGUACUUUCAGGCUUCAGCGGUAUGCUAAGCGUUAAGUUUUGCGCUUAUCA